GCUCAGAAGGGUGGAGCUUGUUGAAAAGAAGACUAGUCUAUCAGUUGAUGUACACUACAAGCUGGAACUGCCUGGACUGUUCAUUCAGUGGGACUCUGUGACUGGGGAGCAGUCGGCUCUACUCCCCAGGGUAGCUGAGGUGUGCUGCACGUGGUACAAGGUCAACCCCUGUGGAAGGGUUCUCUUCGUUGCUGAUGGUGCCAAUAUUAAAACAGGCGUUACUUCCUCUGCCCAGGAAAAAGCUGAACUGAUCCAGUCUCUCACUAAACUUGUAAAAAUGUUAGAUUUUCCUAUCUACGCUAUACAUUUGGAAAACCCAUCCCUGGCCUCUAGUUUCCUCAGCCCACCCAACCCAGGCUUGAUAGCUUACCUACAGAGGAGACAUUGUGUGGAGCUAACAAACAAGGCUACCAUGUACCUUUGCACCACCCCAGUUCAUGAAACCAUGGCCGAAAAAGCAGGGGUACAACACUUAAAGACAUCAAAGGUCUUCCAAAAACCAACAAUGGUGAAAAAUAAUGUGAUGACAGUGAAAUGUCGCAGCCCUGAGCUCCUGCAUGACCUGGAGAUCAGAGAACCAGUAGAUGCUGUCCCAGGGGGAAGGGAUCCCUCUGACCCACACAUCCCUCUCUUGCAGGAGGUUAUCAGCGAGGAUCUCUGUGAUCACCAGGUGUCGGCAGAUCUGGGUAACGGGCGGAGAGAAUAUCUGUUUGUGAGAGAUCGAAGCAUUCUGACAGAAUAUGCAGAGCUUUAUAAGAAGAAUGCCACUCACAUUGGAGAAAGUGCGAGUAAAGUGGCCAAAUUGUGCCAGAUGUCACCAGUUGAUCCAGACAGAUCCCCUGCCUCCUCCCCUACUGCCACACUAAGACCGUGCAGUACCCGAAGUCCCAGAAAAAUACCAAGCUGGAUGUUCAGCCAAAAGGCAUUGAAAACCCAUGCUUCCUCAACAUCACAGAACAGUCCCAGUGACACCUACAGACACAGUAGACCCUCCAAGAAGACUAUGUAUGUGAUGACAGAGGCAGAACUCGUGGAUGUAGCGAGUAGGAUCCUAAAGGAGGCUGGGAAGCCCCUUCCCUCGGAGAGAUUGGAAGCCAGUCAUUUUGGGGUAGCUCCGCUCCCUGCGGAUGAUGUUAGACCGACUGUUAAGGAUCAACUUACCCAGUAUCCUGAUCAGCCCGUUAUUGAUUCUGUAGCUGAAGAAACUGCUGAUAGGAGAGAUGUGACUGGUUUGAAUACCCAGGUCAGCUCUCAACCAGUGGGAAAUGUUUUGGAUGAUCUCUUCUCGUGCGGAAAGAGUUCAACCACCCGAAAGAAAAGAAAAGUUAAACACAGUCUCAAGUUACAUAAUGAUUCCCCAGAGCAGGAUACCGGAGAUGUCAGUUUUGUGCCAGACACAGUUACCAUGGUACCAGAGACUAUUACAUCAUCAGCUCAGAGACGUUAUUCCAGAGACGGGACAUCUCCUGACUUGUCUGUGUUAGAUGAAAUCUUCUCCUGACAAUUAGCCAUUUAUCUGUUUGAAUAUCAAGUGGCAUACGAUACAAAUAAAAAUAGUAUUAUAACAGACUUCAUCGCCUGAUCUCAUAACAGGCUUUUUACAGAAAAAUAUUCCCGUGUUGUUGGUUCAUUAAUGGUGGAGGACAAGAAAGGUCAGGACUGAUGUUGGAUAUGCGUGUGUAAGAAGAUUGAUGUAGUCUGCUCUCGCAUAACUGUAUUGUCUAAAAUGGCAACAUCAAAGCUUGAGCAUGCUGUGGGUAAGACUUUGCCACAGUCCAUUAGUUACUUUCCAAAUUAUUUCCUUAUUACCAAAUGAUGCUAAAUGAUGAGUGACACAUCUAGUGAUAUUCUAACCAUCAGCAUUUUUAGGCCAAAUUAGACUUGUGCAAUACAGAUGUAUCUUGUAAUUUGAUACAUACCACAGUUAUUCAAGUUUCACAAUCAAUACAAGAUGCUGUAUUUUUGUGAGAGCAAGAACUCAUUUCUGUAUUUCUCUCUACACUGAAAUAGUUUUGUCUGAACACCAAAUGCAUAAUAAAAUAUCGACAAAAGACUUCCUUUCUCAAUUUUAACACAAUACAUGAGGGAUGAAGCAAAGCCAUGACUGCAGUUCUGAACUGAGCUCUAUUACUUAGAAAGGUCUAAAAAGUGGACAGUUCUGUGUAGCAGCUGCUUAAU
Messenger RNA from Liolophura sinensis, 2178 nucleotides. RefSeq lists its product as uncharacterized. The record is from RefSeq and is a predicted model, not a curated record. Bases 278 to 1501 code for a protein of 407 amino acids. The transcript is spliced from 11 exons. NCBI's taxonomy places the organism in Eukaryota, Metazoa, Mollusca, Polyplacophora, Chitonida, Chitonidae.